AACGACAAGAGCUCGAACGUAUCAUGUGGUGAACGUUGGACACGUGCAAUCCGUCGGCGCUCUCCCACACGAUGUGGUGAAUAGCCAUGUGUCCAACGUUGUAAAGUAUUCGCCAUAUCGUGUGGGAGCGAUUUUAUUCGCUUGGAUUUGAUUAAACUUUCAUAUGAUGACAGUUUCUCGAUGGUUUCUCGUUUUGCUGCUUCGGCAUUCUUAACCUACAAAAAUUAAAUACUUAAACAUUCCAAAUUUUCUUUAGACGUGUCACUAUUUUUCAUUAAUUCAAAAAUGCGGAAAACAAUGGCGGAAGUUCACCAUAAUUAUUAGAACUGGUUGUAUUCCUAACACCGAUGUAAAUUUUGCAUACUAUCAACAGUAACUUUUUUUAUACAUCCUAUUAGUAGUUCUUCAUAAACUCGAAAAUGGAGAAAAAAGAAUCUACAAUAAAAAUGCUCAAGUAUGUGAGUCUCAUAACAUUAACCUUGCAAAAUGCUGUACUAGGUCUCAGUAUGCGAUAUGCGAGGACUCGACAAGGGGAUAUGUUUUUCUCAUCAACAGCUGUUCUGAUGUCAGAAGUAGUUAAACUAAUCACCUGUAUAGGCCUUGUGUAUGUCGAGUCAGGUGGAAUCAAAAAAACAAUUGAAGCAAUUGACAGACAAAUCAUAAAGCAACCAAUUGAUACACUGAAAGUGUGUGUGCCUUCAUUUGUCUAUGUAGUGCAAAAUAAUUUGCUGUAUGUUUCUGCAUCAAACUUGGAUGCUGCCACAUAUCAGGUGACCUAUCAGCUAAAAAUUUUCACUACUGCCAUCUUUUCUGUGUUCCUACUGAAGAAAGAGCUGUUAAAAACACAAUGGAUCUCAUUAGGAACACUUAUAGUUGGUGUGAUUUUAGUACAAUUAGCUCAACAGGAUGAGAAACAGACUAACUUAGAUAUUCCAGAACAAAAUAGAUUCUUAGGAUUUAUGGCUGCUCUUACAGCCUGUUGCUUGUCGGGGUUUGCUGGAGUCUAUUUUGAAAAAAUGUUAAAGGGCAGCGACACAACCGUUUGGAUUCGUAACAUUCAACUGUCCUUCUGCUCAAUACCGUUCGGCAUGUUGUCCUGCUUCGUCUCGGACGGAGCGCUCAUAAGAGAAAAGGGCUUCUUUUUCGGCUACGACGGCUUCGUACACUACCUAGUACUCCUGCAAGCGUGCGGGGGCCUCAUAGUCGCCGUUGUGGUCAAAUACGCGGACAAUAUCCUCAAAGGUUUCGCCACUUCUUUGGCCAUUGUGAUCUCCUGCGUUUCUUCAAUUUAUAUCUUCGGCUUCCAUUUGACGGCGCAAUUCACCUUAGGGGCGCUCUUUGUGAUAUUCUCGAUAUUUUUGUACGGUCACCAGCCAAAGAAAGUGGUUGGGUCUUUGCACAAAGUUUGAGAGAAUGAUGGUGUGUCGUUUUUUAUAAAAGGUAAGUGCUGUUUGAAAUACAUGCCUACAUUUAUAGUUUUAUGUUCAAGUUGAAGCAAGUGGUCAGUAUAUGAAACUUCAUUAAAAAAGAAAACAUGAAUUACAUAUUCAAAUAAUGACUAUGCGGUGUUGAAAAAUACCUAGACAAAUUUACUCAAUGUCGGUUGACAUUGAUAGUUUGGAUUUUAACAAAAAUUAUCUUCAAUAUUUUAAGUCUCUUUUCCUUGUAGAACAAGGUAUUUUAAGCUUUGAGAGAAUAAACUGGCUAUAGAAACGACUAAAGUGUAUUCAAAUCUCCGAAUAUUAUUUACUUCCUGCCAAAACAAAUACAUGUGCCUGCAGUUUAAAUUGGCGUGCUUCUUUUGUCUAGCGCACCAUAAAUGCCCAGCCAGGCAGCGACCAGCAUUGGAGUGCUCAUGUUUGUUUUGACGUCGAGUAAAUUAGGUUUGAAUAGACUAAAGUUUCCUCCCCCCCAGAUUGCUCGACAGUUGGAGUAUCAUGUUGAAUGUAAUUUUUUUUUGUGUAUUGGCACGACGUGGAAUUUUGAGAUUAUUGUGAUAACGUAUUGUUGCUACCAAGUUUUCCCUGAAAGGUUAGUGAUUGAGGCGUAUACGAAAUUUGAAACAUGGCAGCAUAUUUUUUUGAUUGUGCAAUUUUUAACUCCCAGUUUGAUUAUACUUUAUAAAAGUAGUAUUUUAUGAUAUGGAUUUUUUUAUAGAUGCAGGAAAAACAUUUCCUGAUAACAUUUUAUACAUAUAUGUAGCUGUAAAUAUAUUGUAGAAAAUGUUAAGAUCUGUAAUAUUUUUCAUGCCAGUAACCUUUGUUAAGAUAAAAGUAUUACCUUACUUUAUAAUUUCUUGUGCACAGUACUUAAAAAUCUCAUUAUUAGUGAUUGAAUAUCUCAAUCUCAAUUGGUUAACGUAUUCUACCUGAAGAAAGCCAACCUAAUACUAUACUCCACGUCCGAGAAAUUAUCCGAGAUGAAAUGAGAUCCCGUAGCGUCAUCUACGGGAAUUUGUUUCUGCUCUCCAGAAUAAUCUACUUUGAGUCAGUUACUAUCUCAUAGAUGAACGUAAUGCUUUAUGAACUGAUGACGUUGUUGCGUAGGACGUGCAGAGGCAACCUACUUGAUGCCAUUUUUAUGUGCAGUAUUAUUUUUUAUCACUCCUAUAAUCUUAUAUUGUUUUAUAAUAAUUACUGAAACCUGUGUUCUGACGUUUCAUAUCUGCUAGGCUGACAUGAAUAAAAGUUAUUAUUAUUAUGGUUCACUAUACCGACAUCUAUGAGACGCUAAGCUUUUCAAAGUAGAUAGCUAGUUAUUGCAGAGAGGAGAAACUUAGCUAUGAGAAAUUCUCGUAGAUGACGCUACGGUAUCUCGUUUCAUCUCACAUAAUUUUUCGGUCGCGCGAAUUUAGCAUUAGGUUGCUAUCUUCGGUAGAAUACUGCAAUCAAUUUUUGUACGGAUUAUAUUUCUUAUUGGGCGAACAUUUGUGAAAUCGUCUCCUAUAAUUUUAAUAGGAUCUAUACUAUGUAUUUUUGUUAUGCUUUUUAAAAUAUAUUUCUUUUAUUUCGCAC
Molecule: messenger RNA, 3014 nt
Organism: Acanthoscelides obtectus
Lineage: Eukaryota; Metazoa; Arthropoda; Insecta; Coleoptera; Chrysomelidae
Source: the annotation of a GenBank genome assembly